This is a messenger RNA of Nerophis ophidion (straightnose pipefish), 1335 nucleotides long. RefSeq lists its product as uncharacterized. The transcript is spliced from 2 exons. The coding region runs from base 1 to 1335 and encodes 444 amino acids. NCBI's taxonomy places the organism in Eukaryota, Metazoa, Chordata, Actinopteri, Syngnathiformes, Syngnathidae. The record is from RefSeq and is a predicted model, not a curated record.
AUGAUACACACACAUCACCUCAGAUAUCAGCAGCAGCAGGCCCAGAAGGAGACUCAGCAGGUGCAGCAGGCCCAGAAGGAGACUCAGCAGGUGCAGCAGACCCAGAAGGAGACUCAGCAGGUGCAGCAGGCCCAGAAGGAGACUCAGCAGGUGCAGCAGGCCCAGAAGGAGACUCAGCAGGUGCAGCAGGCCCAGAAGGAGACUCAGCAGGUGCAGCAGGCCCAGAAGGAGACUCAGCAGGUGCAGCAGGUUCAGAAGGAGACUCAGCAGGUGCAGCAGACCCAGAAGGAGACUCAGCAGGUGCAGCAGGUUCAGAAGGAGACUCAGCAGGUGCAGCAGACCCAGAAGGAGACUCAGCAGGUGCAGCAGACCCAGAAGGAGACUCAGCAGGUGCAGCAGGCCCAGAAGGAGACUCAGCAGGUGCAGCAGGUUCAGAAGGAGACUCAGCAGGUGCAGCAGACCCAGAAGGAGACUCAGCAGGUGCAGCAGGCCCAGAAGGAGACUCAGCAGGUGCAGCAGGUUCAGAAGGAGACUCAGCAGGUGCAGCAGACCCAGAAGGAGACUCAGCAGGUGCAGCAGGCCCAGAAGGAGACUCAGCAGGUGCAGCAGGCCCAGAAGGAGACUCAGCAGGUGCAGCAGGCCCAGAAGGAGACUCAGCAGGUGCAGCAGGUUCAGAAGGAGACUCAGCAGGUGCAGCAGACCCAGAAGGAGACUCAGCAGGUGCAGCAGGUUCAGAAGGAGACUCAGCAGGUGCAGCAGACCCAGAAGGAGACUCAGCAGGUGCAGCAGACCCAGAAGGAGACUCAGCAGGUGCAGCAGGCCCAGAAGGAGACUCAGCAGGUGCAGCAGGUUCAGAAGGAGACUCAGCAGGUGCAGCAGACCCAGAAGGAGACUCAGCAGGUGCAGCAGGCCCAGAAGGAGACUCAGCAGGUGCAGCAGGUUCAGAAGGAGACUCAGCAGGUGCAGCAGACCCAGAAGGAGACUCAGCAGGUGCAGCAGGCCCAGAAGGAGACUCAGCAGGUGCAGCAGGCCCAGAAGGAGACUCAGCAGGUGCAGCAGGCCCAGAAAGAGAUUCAGCAAAAAUCCCUGCACAAAAGGCCCAUCAACCACUUUUCACUGCAUGUGUCAUCAAAUAUGGAGUCUCACAUUCUCUUCUUCAAAGAUCAUGGAGGUCAUGACUUGGACACCCUCGCCCUGGUGCACUUCCACAGUGGGGGAGGGGGGGGGGUGGGCUUGUCUUUUUGUGAGUGGGAGUGGGCUUGUGCUUCUCCUGGACAACAGCUGCUGUGCAGAGAGGAAGAGGAGGAAGAGGAGGAGGAGGAGGAGGAGGGCUGA